Molecule: messenger RNA, 1105 nt
Organism: Toxotes jaculatrix (banded archerfish)
Lineage: Eukaryota; Metazoa; Chordata; Actinopteri; Toxotidae
Gene: id2a
Product: inhibitor of DNA binding 2a
Exons: 3
Coding region: 87-497 (136 amino acids)
Biological process (GO): cell differentiation; negative regulation of transcription by RNA polymerase II; circadian regulation of gene expression
Cellular component (GO): nucleus; cytoplasm
Molecular function (GO): transcription regulator activity; protein dimerization activity
Source: RefSeq, a predicted model, not a curated record
CGCUGACCGUCUGGCUCAAACAGGACUUUAAAGAAAGCAAGAAAUUGACACAGGCAAAGCCUCUCGCUUAUCUUAACACUGACAAAAUGAAAGCAAUAAGCCCCGUGCGGUCCUUCCGGAAAAACAACGCGAAUUUCUCAGAGCACUCCUUGGGAAUCUCUCGGAGCAAGACCCCGGUGGAUGACCCGCUCAGCCUGCUGUACAACAUGAACGACUGCUACUCCAAGCUGAAGGAGCUGGUGCCCAGCAUCCCCCAGAACAAGAACGUCAGCAAGAUGGAAAUCCUGCAGCAUGUCAUCGACUACAUCCUGGACCUGCAGAUUGCGCUGGACUCCAGUGUCGCACUAACCAGCCUGCAUCACCCAGCGCGGCCGGGGCAGGCUCCAUCCAGGACCCCCCUGACCACCCUCAACACAGAUAUCAGCAUCUUGUCAUUACAGUCCCCGGAGUUGCCAUCAGAGCUGAUGACAGAUGACAGCCGGACCCUGCAUCGUUAAAGCGGUGUUUGGUCAAGACGCAAAAACACACGCAGGACCUGGGGAGCAGGACUUCCCCCCACCCUCCAGCCUCCCGUCCUCCUCCUCCUCCUCCUCCCCACCACUCCAACCUCUGUCCUCCAGGCCUGGAUUUUUUUUUCUUUUUUUUUUUUUUUUCUUCUGACGCUGAAAUCAAGAGACUUUUGCUUAUUAUGGGACAAUCUUAUGUGAUGUGUUUUCUGUUUGGACACUUCAUUAUUAUUUAACUUAAGACUUUUUAUUUGUGGGUCCUUUCUGGAAAUGGAAGGCGCGUUAUAUUCCCGAGAGUGGGAGGAAAAACGAGAUUAUUGUCACAAGGAUUACCCCCACCCCCCACCUCUCCUCCCCUCCUCUCACCCCUUGUCCCUCUCCUUGUUGAAGUCUUCGCUUUUUUUGCGGAGGUGGGAACGUGAAUAGAAAAGACAACUUGGUUAGUUACUGUACAAAAAAAAAAAAAAAAGAAAAAAGUUUAGUCUUGUCUUGUCAGAAUUUUGGCACAUGAAGGACUGGACGUUGUGUAAAAAAAAAAAUGAAAGAAAAAAGUUAAAAUGAAAGAAUGAAACCUUGUGAACUCUUAUCGGGAGUUUAUC